AUGAAAGUAGAUAAUAGCGUACAGUGGAAGUAUCAAGAUCCCAAUACAAUUGAUUUCAAACCUUUAAAUGUUGCCGUUAUUGGUGGUACUGGGGGAAUUGGUCGUGCCAUCAGUCGUCUUUUGGCUUUGAGUGGAGCUAAUGUCUUUGUUGUUGGACAAACUUUUAGAGAUAGUGAUGUCAAGGGGAUUAAUUUUAUAAAGGGUGACCUCAGUUCUAUCGCCGAAGCAAAGCGAAUUGCAAAGGAACUUCCACAAGAUAAAUUAGAUAUUGCUAUUUUCACUGCUGGUAUCUUUGCUUCUUCAAAACGAGAAGAGACUGGAGAAGGACUAGAGCGUGAUAUGGCUGUUAGUUAUUUAAAUCGUCUAGCAAUGAUACGAACGAUUGCUCCUACAUUCGAGAAAUCCAAGAGUGAGCUAGGAUUUAAUAAAAGAAUUUUUAUCAUGGGCUUUCCAGGGAAUGAUCAGCUUGGGACUAUUGAUAAUCUCAAUCAAGAGAAAAGCUAUGGUACGAUGCAAGCACAUAUGAACACGGUUGCUGGUAAUGAAGCACUCGUUGUUGACCUGGCAGAACGUUAUAAAUAUGUUGGUUUUUACGGGUUAAAUCCUGGUUUGAUCAGAACCAAUAUUCGUAGCAAUUUGUUCGGCAAUGGUAUACUUCACACAGUAGCUGAAUCGCUUAUCGGGUGGUUUAAUCAAAGUGCCGAUGAUUAUGCAAAGAAAAUUGUACCACUAUUUGUAAGCCCAGACAUCGAGAAUCAUAGUGGAGCGAUGUUUAAUAACAAAGGCCAAGCUGUCUUGGGUUCUAAAGGUUUCACUAAAGAGUACGCCAAAGAUUUCAUUGCUAAAUCAGAGGUAUUAUUAAAGAGUAAGGGAUUGGAUACUGAAUCCUAG
Debaryomyces fabryi is the source of this 891-nucleotide messenger RNA. RefSeq lists its product as uncharacterized. The transcript has a single exon. Lineage: Eukaryota; Fungi; Ascomycota; Pichiomycetes; Serinales; Debaryomycetaceae. The record is from RefSeq and is a predicted model, not a curated record. Bases 1 to 891 code for a protein of 296 amino acids.